Lutzomyia longipalpis is the source of this 4119-nucleotide messenger RNA. RefSeq lists its product as uncharacterized. NCBI's taxonomy places the organism in Eukaryota, Metazoa, Arthropoda, Insecta, Diptera, Psychodidae. The coding region runs from base 300 to 3356 and encodes 1018 amino acids. Gene Ontology annotation, biological process: chemical synaptic transmission. Gene Ontology annotation, cellular component: plasma membrane; cytoplasm; dendritic spine. Gene Ontology annotation, molecular function: protein binding. The transcript has 7 exons. The record is from RefSeq and is a predicted model, not a curated record.
GAAAAGUUCUAAAGUUGGGUGAAAGUGGGGUGCUCCGUAUAUGGCUGUCCGGUGCAUUUUGUGGUGAAGAAGAAAAAAAUUCCAACGUGGAAAACGUGCGUUUUUAUCGUGAGAAGUAGAGCAGCAAUCAAUUAAAAGAACUCUCCAGCUACCUCACGACCAGCACCAAAGAGAUCAUCUGGCAUGUGGAGUGUCCAGGGAAGCUAAACUACUAAACUAUCUCUAGAGACACGCACGUGAGGGAAAGAUAAAGGAGAGAGAGGAAGAGCACAAGGAGGAACUUUAUUAGAAAGAAAAAAAUGUCACAGGACGGAUUGUCGAGUUUCGGCACAGCCAAACAUCCCAUCCGGGGGAUUUCCAACACAAAGCAAACCACCCGUCCGGAACUGCAUCAGAUCAAUAGUAUUGCAUCCGAGAGGUAUCUGUGGGAGAUGAGACGUCGUACACCCAACACCACACCCGCCAGCACUGUGCUCAACUCACCGGAUUUGACGGAGAAUGAAUCACGGCAUGGCUACCAUCAUCAUCACCAUCAUCAGUAUCCCAUAAAGCUGGGCAGGAGCCCAGUGAGUCACGCAGACUCAGCGAGUCCAGUAACUCCCCCGGGGGGAGCUGCAGUGGUCACUGAAGGGGAAAUGGUGGUUUUCGAUGAUAUCGGUGAGAGCUGGAAUGGUGGUCGAAUGAUUCUUGAUUCCCCCACAAUCUCCGACACUGAGGGUGCUGCUGCGCCACGGCAGGAGAGUGAACCAUCACCGGGUGUGAACAACAGAGUGACUAAGGUCAUUGGGAAUCUCCCAAUAGCGGAGUACGAGGGUAGCCCGAGACGUUUUGGGAAUAUCCAGUAUGAUUCUCCAGUCAAUCGUGCAGGUAGAAAUGUCCUGGCAUCACCUGCACUCUUCCCACCGCGUCCUGGAUUCCCCCAGAGAGUUGUACCCUCCCCCAAUGCAGCAUCCUACGAGGACAUACCGCCACCUGAUGAUGCCAAGCCGGCAACAACAUUUGACUAUCUGUACGAAUUCUCGGAGACACGCAAAGUACUUGAGGAAUUCUUCAAGUGUCCCGACGAUGAUGGUGAACGUGCCAAGAGCAGUAGCAGUGACUUCACACCCCACGGCUAUCACAAUCAACUCGACAGCAUUCAGGAUCACAGCUACAUCGGGCAGAGGCUGGCUCAGAAGACACAGGAAACACAAUCACCAACGAGACGUAUCCGGGAGGAGGAAUUUGACCACAACGACAUUGAAUUGUAUUUGGAUUCAGGCAGUAGGAGCAGUGGUGAGCUGGCUGACACGGAGCUGGAGCACAAUGUGCGAAGGCAUUCGAGGAAUUUCACAUUGUCUCCGGAGACAACGGAUUAUGAUUCAAAUUGCGGAGAUCUCGAUAGUCUCUCUAACGAUAUCAAUGGAAUUGUACCGGAUUUCAAUAGACUGUACACCUCAAUGCCCGUUCUGGAGGAUGGGCUAUCAAGCGGGCAUGCUUCGGAUACGGAAAACAACAAUCCCGGCCAUGGGGCGGAUUUGGCGAGAGCGAGAGUGAUAACAGGGGGGAAUUUCAUUGAGCAAACUGCAAGCCCGAAGAGAUGUGUGAUUGAGGGGAGUCAGGAGCAUGAAGUGAGUCAGAAUAGCGUAUCCAAAGACACGAGACCCUUCUCGACACCACCACCACCACCACCUCAGGUACUAACGCAGGAUGUUCAGGCAGCACUCAAGGACAUCCGGACAACACUUCAACGUACAAAAACCCUUCCGGCAGCCACAAAUGCACCCCCAGCUGUGGAUAGAACAGCCCCCAAGAGUACGGUGGAGAAGGUGAAAGACACCGAAUCACCCGUUUGGGUUCCGCGACAUCACAAUAAUGCAGCAUCGCGUGAGAGUUUAAGCUCAGAGCACCCCUCGAAGGGAAUGAGUGCGGAAGAUGAGGAAGCAGAUACGGAUUUGGAGACAGAUCGCCUCCUUGGGCAGCAGAGACUCGAUGAUCAGGGGUUCUAUGAGGACAAGGGCAUGUGGAAGGGGAAGUUAGUUAGAUCGCCAUCAAGCUCAAAAUCACCCCCAUCGGGGCAAUUAGCACAAUCAACCAUAAGGCAGGGAGUGGGUACAGCCCUCUCGCCCACAUCACCGAUUUCCGGUGGUUCCGGUGGGAGGAUUUCCCCAGCCACACUAGCGGACAAGAGCCCAACGGAUUCCAUUAGUUCCAAAAAGGACGACAGCAGGAAAGGCAAGAGCAGAAACAAAGAAGGUCUUCUCGAUCCGGCAGUUCUUAUUGAAGGUGUUCUCUUCCGGGCUCGAUAUUUGGGCUCCACACAACUCGUAUGCGAAGGACAACCAACCAAAUCCACAAGGAUGAUUCAAGCUGAAGAAGCUGUUUCCAGGAUUAAGGCCCCUGAGGGUGAAAAUCAACCGAGUACAGAGGUAGACUUAUUUAUCUCAACGGAGAAGAUUAUGGUGCUGAAUACAGACCUCAAGGAGAUCAUGAUGGACCACGCCCUGAGGACAAUCUCCUACAUUGCUGACAUUGGGGACCUGGUGGUGCUGAUGGCACGACGACGGUUUGUGCCGCAGGACAUGGAUGACGGGCCGAAGCCCAAUCGAACGCCCAAGAUGAUCUGCCAUGUCUUUGAGAGUGACGAAGCGCAAUUCAUUGCACAGUCCAUCGGCCAGGCCUUCCAGGUGGCCUACAUGGAGUUCCUCAAGGCGAACGGCAUUGAGGAUCACAGCUUCGUCAAGGAGAUGGACUACCAGGAGGUGCUCAAUAGUCAGGAGAUCUUUGGCGAUGAACUGGAGAUCUUUGCGAAGAAGGAGCUACAGAAGGAGGUGGUUGUGCCCAAGGCGAAAGGAGAAAUCCUCGGGGUGGUAAUUGUGGAAUCAGGGUGGGGCUCAAUGCUGCCCACUGUGGUCAUUGCGAAUCUCCUGUCGUCCGGCGCUGCAGCGCGUUGCGGACAACUCAACAUAGGUGACCAAAUAAUCGCCAUCAAUGGGCUGAGUCUUGUUGGUUUGCCCCUGUCCACGUGCCAGACGUACAUUAGGAAUACAAAGACACAGACUGCGGUUAAAUUUACGGUUGUGCCUUGUCCGCCUGUGGUCGAAGUCAAGAUCAAGAGGCCCAACACAAAGUAUCAACUGGGAUUUAGUGUUCAAAAUGGCGUGAUUUGUAGCUUGCUUAGGGGUGGUAUUGCGGAAAGGGGUGGCGUCCGAGUGGGUCACAGGAUAAUUGAGAUCAAUAAUCAGAGCGUCGUGGCGGUUCCGCACGAGAAAAUCGUCAAUUUACUCGCCACUUCCGUCGGAGAGAUCCUGAUGAAAACUAUGCCCACAUCAAUGUUCCGACUACUGACUGGGCAAGAGAAUCCAAUUUACAUAUGAAUCACAUAUCAGCUGAAUGGUAAGGAAUGGCAUUUAAUGUGAAAAAAAAAGAGAUUAUUUAGUAAAAAAGAAAACCAAAUUGAAACACUGAAUCCCAUCAAUAUUUGGGGAGACAAAAAGACACAGUAAAGGAAUUAUUAUUCUAUAUUAUAUAUUAAUUACAAAGCAGGAAAUGAGAGAAACAUUUAGCAAAAAAAAAGUAUUUAAUCCUCAAGUUCUAAUCUUAUUUAAUGAAAAAAUUAAGAAUCUUUCCCUAAAUGUAAUUGUAGGGGGAGAGACAAAAAGGAAUUUAUUGGGGAGAAAAAUGAAAUUAAUUUCUAGUCCUCACAUUCUAUAGGACUGUUCCAAGGGAAAUGCAAAAUAAUUGAGGAAGAAUUUUGUUAUUUUAUUCUUUCUUUGAAGGUUCUUUGUGUAGGAUGUUUUCUAAAUGAGUUCUAAGCAUAAAGUCUUCCAGACAUUAAACAGAAAAGAAAAUCGGAAAAUAAAACAUAAAUUAAAAUUUUAAAAUACUUUUGAAGAAAUAAUUAAAUUAUUUUAGACAAAUUUAUUCUUUAAUCUUCAUUCUUUGAACAUUUAAUGUUUGUUUGAUUUUUUUAUUGCACCCACCUUGGAACACCCUAUACAUGUAAUUUGCAGUUAAACAAAAAUUUGAUACGUAAGCAUUGUAAUGGAAUGUGAGAGAAAUGUGUGCAUUUAGUGCGAGAGAAGAGAGACGAAAAAACUAUUUAUCCAAAUGGGGGGAAAUUUUAAAUUAAAAAUAAAA